Molecule: messenger RNA, 1069 nt
Organism: Labrus mixtus (cuckoo wrasse)
Lineage: Eukaryota; Metazoa; Chordata; Actinopteri; Labriformes; Labridae
Product: sperm acrosome membrane-associated protein 4-like
Exons: 3
Coding region: 487-870 (127 amino acids)
Source: RefSeq, a predicted model, not a curated record
GCCUUCCCAACUCAACGUCUUUCAUUAGGAAAUAAUGAUAAACCUACCCUGUCCUAGCUUGGUGCUGCAUUCCUCAAAUCCUUUAAGUGCACAUAAGAUGAGUCUUUUUUUUUCUUUGGGUUUUAACUGGAGCUGGAGUGACAUUUACGUACAAAGCCUCACUGAUUCUUUCAAAACUGAAUGGGGCUUUUCUCUGCAGGACAGUGAGCCCGGGCAGUGCUGAAUAAAGAUGGCUGUCAUUGGGAAGCUAACAAACUAAUUGAAUCAUAAGUAAGGGGGCGUGGACCUUCUUGGAUUGAAUUAACAGAACCUCAAGAAAAACCACAGAGAUUUACUGAAGAAGCAGAGAAAAGGCAGGACGGUGCUGAUAGGAGAUAUUCAACCAUAAAGUCGGAGACGGAGGCAGGUUUCUUGUGUUUAAGAUGAAGACUGCAGUUUUAUUCUAGAAAGACAUAAGAACAAGAGAACAGACACGGACAGUCCGUAAUGUCGUCGACGCUGUUUUGCUCUCUGCUUCUCCUUUGUUUACUUCCAGCAGUGGUUCCCCUCUUCUGCUACACCUGUGUGUUCCCCGCCAUCUCACCUCUGGACUGCAUCCGAUUCCCCCUCAAAUGUCCCCCCGAGCAGGUCUGUCUGUCCAGCAGAGCUGUGGGCGAGAAAGGAGACCUCCGUGUGGUGUUGUAUGAGAAGAGCUGCAUCCUGCCCUCGCUGUGUGGAGUCACGGGGGAAAAAUACACCAUGGGACUCAACUUCACCUUCACCAAUGAGUGCUGCGACACACAUCUGUGCAACGGAGCUGCAACACUUGCUGCACCCUCCUGGACUGUCAGAUUAAUAAUUACACUUAUUAUUUCAUACACGGUUUGGUGAAAAAAAGAGAGAAAUAUAACAGCAAAGAAGAAGAAAACUAGUAUGGCACAAAGAGCGGAGCUUCCCUUUCUGUCCUCCGACCGCCAUUCAACCGCAAUACUUUCAACAGUAGAGUAAAAUGUGCUUUGUUUUACCACCAGUGGUUUGGGAUGUUUUUGUAAGGGUGAUGGGAAUAAGUGAAACAUGAUAAGCUCAUGUU